UAUUUUGUUGUGAAUCAAAAUUUUUUUUUGUAAUUUUUUGCCAAUUAAUUGUAGUAAUUUUCAAAUCUAUGGCAUCAGAUAUAAGUCUUUGUUCCAUAAAUUCUGAAAUCUGUUUCGGACUUAGACUCUCUGUAAGUAGUUUUUUAAUAAAAAAAAAAAAGAAAUGUACAAAAUCUUUCGUCGAUUAUAAAGUGAUGUCGAGUAAACCUUCGAAGAAAUUAAAUCUACGGUAACGUGAUGAGAAGCUAAAAUAGAUAUUAUAUAUGUUCCUUAGAAAAAAAACCCCCUAAUGAAAAUAUACGCGUGUAUAAAAAUUUUACGAUGACGAUAAAAAGAUAGGGAAGUGAAGAGAAACAGAUAUAGAAGAUAGAAGAGUUCUAAUUGUGUGAUUAUGACGACGUUAAAACCACCACUUAUUAUUGUCAUGGGCGUUUCUGCCAGUGGUAAAACCACCAUUGGAGGACUUUUGGCUAAGAAACUUAAUGUUGAAUUUUUGGAUGGUGAUAAUUUUCAUAGUGCAAAAAGUGUUGAAAAAAUGGCGAAAGGAAUUCCUUUGAACGACGAUGAUAGACAACAAUGGCUUGAAGAAAUUAGCAUGAAAAUAUCGAAUAAAUCAAGAGAAAAUAAAGGUUUAGUUAUUGCUUGUUCAGCAUUAAAAUUAAGCUACAGAAAUAUAAUAAGAAGUUCAAAUUAUAUUGAUGAUGAUAAGGAGAUUAUUUUUGUCUACAUAAAGGGUACAAUGGAAUUAUUUAAAAAACGAAUUGAACAUCGUGAAGGACAUUUUAUGCCAGUUUCUCUACUUCAAAGUCAAUUUGACACAUUGGAAGAGCCACGUGAUAAUGAAGUGACAAAUGAAAAAAAAUCUAGCCGAGUAAUUGAAGUUAGUGCAGAAUUAAAUCCUGAUGAAAUUAUCGAAGAAAUUGUUAAACAACUUCUAAGAUUAACUCUCAUAGUGCCUUGUAGCGAUGAUUUUAUCUCCACAAACAAAAAAACAUAUAAAUUAUAAAAUUUAAUAUAUAUAUAU
Molecule: messenger RNA, 1024 nt
Organism: Leptopilina boulardi
Lineage: Eukaryota; Metazoa; Arthropoda; Insecta; Hymenoptera; Figitidae
Product: gluconokinase-like
Exons: 3
Coding region: 392-1006 (204 amino acids)
Cellular component (GO): cytoplasm
Molecular function (GO): gluconokinase activity
Source: RefSeq, a predicted model, not a curated record